Thecamonas trahens ATCC 50062 is the source of this 1491-nucleotide messenger RNA. RefSeq lists its product as uncharacterized. The transcript is spliced from 3 exons. Gene Ontology annotation, cellular component: plasma membrane. Bases 1 to 1491 code for a protein of 496 amino acids. Gene Ontology annotation, molecular function: transmembrane transporter activity. The record is from RefSeq and is a predicted model, not a curated record. NCBI's taxonomy places the organism in Eukaryota, Apusomonadida, Apusomonadidae. Gene Ontology annotation, biological process: transmembrane transport.
AUGAUUGGGGCGCUCUCGCUCGGCUCUGGCUCGCCACAUCUGUUGCGGUCGAUCUUCACCCGGGCGUGGCGGACCACGAUCUACCUCUCGUCAGCGAGCGCUCUACUGAGUGCAGUCGUAGUCCGCGGGGCCGUCGGCGACGGGCCAUACGAGCCGGCGCCAGCGGUCCUGCAUCCAGGUAUUCUGCUGCAGGCGUUUUCCAAGCCGGCGCCGCGGCUGGCGGUGCUCGGCUACGUCGGGCACAUGUGGGAGCUGUACGCCAUGUGGGCGUGGCUGCCCAAGUACUUUGAGGACGUGCAUGGCGAGGCGCGGAUUGCAGCACUGGGCUCGAUCCGGCUCUCGUCGCUACUCUCGUUUGCCGUCUUUGUGGCUGGCGCUCUCGGCUGUGUCGGCGGCGGCGUGCUGUCGGAGAUGUACGGGCGGACGGCGGUGACGUCUGCAGCGAUGGUCAUCUCGGGCACCUGCGCCGCCAUCUUUGGGUUCAUUCCGCGCUCGCUCGACAUCAUUGUCGUUAUCCUCGCCCUCGUCUGGGGCGUCAGCGUGGUGGCCGACUCGGCCCAGUUCUCCACUGCCGUUACCGAGCUCACCGACCCGCGCUACCGCGGCACGCUCCUCACCAUCUCGACCUCGGUCGGCUUCCUCGUCUCGGCCAUCACCAUUCUUGUCACGCCUGUCAUUGAGGAUGCUGCAGGCUGGGGCGUCGCCUUUCUCGUUCUUGCCAUCGGCCCGCUCGGCGGCACUGCUGCAAUGCUCGCCCUCCGCCUUCGGCCCGAGGCCCGCAACAUGGCCGGCGGAGGCCGGGCGGAGCAGGUGGAGCAGGCGGAGCAGCAGAUGUCGUCGACAGGCACCGGGCAGGACGAAGGCAGCAGGCAGGACGGAGGUGGCCGUGCGCCGACCGGCUUCGAGGCCGCGGUGGCCCGGGGCAUGACCUCGGCCACCUUUGACACGGCGGCGGCCAACGUGGCCCGCGGCGACACACGCGCCGGCUUCACCGACGCCGGCGACAGGGUGGCCGAACUCAUGGCCGGCGGCCUCGACUUUGAUGCCGCCCGCCUGCAGCUGGUGUGCGAGCAGAUGCGCGCCGCGGGCAUCGAUCCCGAGACGGGCCUUGCCCUGCCGCCGGCCUCGGCGACGUCGCUGCCGGCCUCGGCGCCACUAACCCGCGAGAGGGCGUCGUCGCGCUCGCGCCACGGACCGGGCUUUGUCAACAUCAUCCUGCUCCUGGAUCUGGGCUUUCCCGAGGCCGACGCCCGCGCCGCCAUGGCCGCCGCCGACAACAAUCUCGCCCAGGCCCUGCUGUCGCUCGUCAACAGCCUGCCGCCGGACAAGGCCUCCUCUGUCAACAGAGGCUUUGCCCUUGAGCUGCUGGACUCGCUGCAAGAGGCCGAGAUGGCCCGUGCCCGCGCCCGCGCCCAAGCUGUUCCGCUGCUGCGACGUUUGGCGACCUGGAUCCGCUGGCACAAGCGCCGCCUCUGUCAGCAACACCGGUAG